GCUUAGGCUUUCAAUGAUUUGUAAUGAAUAGGGUCCCAGGAAGAGCAGAGGGCAAUCUGAGCCAAGGUGCAUUGGUCCUGCAAGUGGAGAUGACUCUGGCAGUCAGUGUCCUGCUGACCUUGGUGCUGAGUAGCUGUGGUUCCUGGGGACAAGGCUGGCCGUCUAUUAAGUGUGGCUUUGAAAAUGGUCCUGCUCAUGAGUUGAGAAAGUGGCACAGUCUAACACCGGCAGAUCUUCAUAAUCUCAGUGCCCAGUUAAUUGAAACAGAAGUGGAUACACACUUCAGGUCAUAUCUUAUAAAUAUCAGCUGGAGCCUCAGCAUGGAUGCCAGCAUCAAAGAACUGACAGCCACAAAGAUCUGUGUGAUGAGUAAAGGAACCAGAGACCAUUUUGAGUGUAUUCGGUGCAAUUACACAGAGAAGUUUCAAAGUCAAACCAUGUUUGGGAAUAGAAGAUGGCAGUUCCACUACAUUGGAUUCCCUGUAGAACCAGAAAUGUUUUAUUCUAUCAGUGCUUACAACCUUCCCCCAGCAAAUAUACAUGAGGAUUCUCCAUCAAAAUCCAUCACGUUAACUUCACCAGGUUGUAAAGAUAAUGUAAUGAAAUACAGCAAAAGUUGCAUAGAAGUGGGAAGUCUGUGGAAUCCAAAUAUAACUGCAUGUAAAAUAGAGGCAGAAGUGGAAGUGAAUUUUACCACAAGUAGCCUUGGGACCAAAUAUACCAUACUUCUCUGUGAGUGUGAGAAAUGUGAUGUACCCAUUGAACGGGAUUUGACGACAAAGAUCAAUGAAAUUAGAACUUCUAUUAGAAUACCAGUGAGUGAUCAAAGCAACAAUAUUUCUGUACAGAUAAUUCCGUAUUUUGCCAAAUGUGAAUAUGAUUGUCGAAGGCACAAAGGAACCCUAACGACAUGUGUUCAAAACCACAGUAAUGGGACCACCACAAUUGAUUCAGCUGGAAGAUAUGUGUGUUUCAUCCUUGUUGCUUUAUUUGUAACCGUGUGUGUGAUUGCUGCUGUAGUAUUUUUCAGGAACCAUGCUACAACGAAAAUGUUCUUCCAUCGUGCAGAGCUACAACAACCUGUUAAAGUACUGGUUAUAUAUCCAAAAGAAGUGUGUUUUCAGCAUACUGUCCUGGCUUUUGCUGAAUUUCUGCACAAGCACUGUCAAAGUGAUGUCAUUAUCGAUGUGUGGCAGAAAAGGAGAAUUGCUGAACAAGGCCCCGUACAAUGGCUUGCUAUUCAGAAAGAAAUUGCAGAUAAGAUAAUUUUCCUCAGUUCAAGCUCUAUCAUUACUGAGUGUGAUGCUGUUUGCCACAAAAGCAUAGGAAACCACAAAGAUAACGCUGAGUGUAUGUUCACUCUUGCAUUUAACCUCUUCUGCAGUGACGUGAAAAAUAUAUCUUCUCUGCACAAAUACAUGGUGGUUUCUUUCAAUGAAAUAAAUUCAAAAGACACUCUCCCAUGUGCUCUCAAGAGCUGUCCAAAAUAUUGUCUUAUGAAGGACAUUGACAUCUUUUGUAGAGAUCUUUCUAGUUCACAGAGGCAGGCCCAUAGCACAAAUAGAAAAUUAGUGUGUGGCUGGAGAUCUACCACUAAAUGUAUACAAACCGAGGAAUACAAUGUAUUAUGUUCUACAAUAUCAACACAGUCUCAGCAGCAGCAGGAUAUGAUUUUGUAAGGCAUUUGAUGGAUUUGAAAGGAGUUUGCUUGGGUGAAAUUAAUUCUGGAUAAAACAAGCUUUACUUUCAGCCUCUUCACUGCUUAAUUGCAGGCUCAGGGCAAAAAUCAGUUAAGAGAAACUGAAGCUAUAAAAGUCUACAUAGGAGAGGCAGCCACCCAUUCACUAGUGUAUUGUAACUUCUUUAUAUAAUUAUAAAGAAAUAUUUAAAGCUAGUCAUUUAAUUGUAAAGCUAGUUUUUAAAAUUAAGAAAGUAUAGAAUGAAAAGAUAGGUAUUGUCAGUUUGGUAUGGAAUUAUCAUUGUUACCAUAAUGUAUUUGGAAAACAAAACAAACUUUUUAAAAAUUAAUGGUCCUAUCGACUUUGGGGCAUGAUUUGGUCUUAUGUUUAAAACACAUUCUAAAAAAGGAGAAAAAUAGGUAAAUUAAAACAUGAGGGGAAAAUAUCUUGAAUCAUUUUCUGAUGAGAGGAGAAAAAUUACCAUUUUCUGUGUUUCAUAAGAUUGUUUAAAUUUAUCUUGUGCAUAUGUUAGCGGGUUUUUUCCCCUUUAUCUGCUUACUGGAUUUAAUUUAACUAAAACUUCAUGUCCUUCUCUGGACUGUUAAUGCUAUAAGAUUAUUAUACUCCUAUAUGAUAAAUUUGUGUUGAGUAAGUUUUGUAGUGUAAAUAAAGGACUUAAUACAUUUAUGUAAUAGUUAUAGCAGUUCUCUUCCUGUAGUGUCUGACGCUCAACUGCUAAGGAACUUAAAUACACUUAAGAAGCAACACUUGUUUCCCCCCCUGACUGACUGCAAGAAGGAAACAACUGGAUAGGCCACAAUACCCAUGUUUGGUUCAUGAAAUCAUCUGCCAUAUGUGCAAGUCAGCCCCCACUGAUGAUACUGAUAACCAUGUGGAAUUAUGAAAUGUUUAUUGUACAGAACCCCUGUGAAGACUAUCAAAUCCAAAUAUGAUCUCUGUAAAUAUGUACAUUUUCUGUAAUACAGUUCAGCUACCACAUUUUAAAAAAUUAAAUAAGUGUUUUAUACA
Malaclemys terrapin pileata is the source of this 2708-nucleotide messenger RNA. RefSeq names its product interleukin 17 receptor B (gene IL17RB). The transcript is spliced from 11 exons. Bases 24 to 1679 code for a protein of 551 amino acids. The record is from RefSeq and is a predicted model, not a curated record. Gene Ontology annotation, molecular function: interleukin-17 receptor activity. Lineage: Eukaryota; Metazoa; Chordata; Testudines; Emydidae.